This is a messenger RNA of Solanum tuberosum (potato), 2601 nucleotides long. RefSeq lists its product as uncharacterized. NCBI's taxonomy places the organism in Eukaryota, Viridiplantae, Streptophyta, Magnoliopsida, Solanales, Solanaceae. Gene Ontology annotation, biological process: L-arabinose metabolic process. The record is from RefSeq and is a predicted model, not a curated record. The transcript is spliced from 11 exons. Gene Ontology annotation, molecular function: alpha-L-arabinofuranosidase activity. Bases 1 to 2601 code for a protein of 866 amino acids.
AUGAAAUCUUUAGUGUUUUUCAAGUUGUUAGGAGUAUUGGCUUUUUUUUCUAUGUUAUAUGGUGGUGUCCAUUGUAAAGAGUGUACAAACAUUUAUACUCCAUUGUCAUCACAUACUUUUAGAUAUGAGUUAUUGUCUUCAAAGAAUGAAACUUUAAAACAAGAGAUUUUUAGUCAUUACCAUUUGACUCCUACCGAUGAUUCGGCCUGGCUUAACUUGCUUCCUAGGAAGGUGUUGAGGGAGGAAGACGAGUUUGAUUGGGCUAUGACGUAUAGAAAGAUGAAGAAUUCGGGUGGUCUUGUAGAAGUUUAUGGUUUGUUGAAUGAGGUUUCACUCCAUGAUGUGAGAUUGGAAUCAAAUUCAAUGUAUGGAGUUGCUCAGCAAACUAAUUUGGAAUACUUGUUAAUGCUUGAUGUUGAUAGAUUGGUUUGGAGUUUUAUGAAAACAGCUGGUCUGGAGAUUCGUGGUAAGCCAUAUGGAGGUUGGGAGAAACCAGAGAUGGAGGUUCGAGGUCAUUUUGUUGGUCAUUACCUUAGUGCCACAGCACAGAUGUGGGCUAGCACCUACAAUGACAGUCUUGGAGAGAAAAUGUAUGCUGUGGUUUCUGCACUAAAUGAAUGCCAGGAAAAGAUGGGUACAGGGUAUCUUUCUGCCUUCCCAUCAGAGCAAUUUGAUCGCGUUGAAGCUAUACAACCAGUCUGGGCACCGUAUUAUACAAUUCAUAAGAUAAUGGCAGGUCUUUUGGAUCAGUAUACUUUAGCUGGCAAUCCUAAAUCUUUGAAUAUGACUACAUGGAUGGUUGAUUACUUCUACGAUCGGGUGCAAAAUGUGAUCACCAAAUAUACUAUUCAAAGGCACUGGGAUUCGUUAAAUGAAGAAUUUGGUGGCAUGAAUGAUGUUCUUUAUAGGCUGUACAGAAUAACGGGUAAUUCAAAGCACCUAGUGUUGGCUCAUCUUUUUGACAAACCAUGCUUUUUAGGACGCUUAGCUGUUAAGGCUGAUGACAUAUCGAAUUUUCAUGCAAAUACACACAUUCCAAUUGUUAUUGGAUCACAACUGCGUUAUGAAAUUACUGGUGAUCCAAUUUCUAAGGAAAUUGGGAUGUUCUUCAUGGAUAUUGUCAAUUCUUCCCACGUCUACGCAACUGGAGGGACAUCAGCCGAUGAAUUUUGGUCAGAUCCGAAGAGGUUAGCAAGCAAGCUAAGCAAAGAGACCGGAGAAUCGUGUACUACCUAUAAUAUGCUAAAGGUUUCCCGCCACUUGUUCAGAUGGACGAAAGAAAUAGUAUAUGCUGAUUAUUAUGAGCGUGCAUUAACAAAUGGUGUGCUCAGUAUCCAAAGGGGGAGAGAUCCUGGAGUGAUGAUAUAUAUGCUUCCACUUCGACCGGGUGCUUCCAAAGCUCGGACCUACCAUAAAUGGGGAUCGCCGUUUAAUGACUUUUGGUGUUGCUAUGGAACAGGGAUUGAAUCAUUCUCCAAAUUGGGAGAUUCUAUUUAUUUCGAAGAGAAAGGUAAUUCUCCUGGGCUCUACAUCAUCCAGUAUAUAUCUAGCACUCUUGAUUGGAAGUCUGGGCAAAUUGUGGUGAGUCAGAGCGUAGACCCUGUUGUUUCGUGGGACAAUCGCCUUCUAGUGACAAUAAUGGUGUCAUCAAAGGGGAAUGAAACUAGUGCACCAUCUACAUUGAAUCUGAGGAUACCAAGUUGGACAGAUUCAAGUAGCGCAAAAGCAUCCUUGAACGGAGAGAAUUUAUCUCUACCUCCACCAGGUAACUUCCUAUCGAUCACCAAGGGUUGGGGCUCAGGUGAAAAAAUCAACAUGGAGCUUCCUAUGAAUCUUCGAACAGAGGCUAUUAAAGAUGACCGUUUAGAAUAUGCAUCGAUACAGGCAAUUCUUUAUGGUCCAUACCUUCUCGCGGGCCAUUCUACUGGCGAUUGGGACAUUGAAAGAAAAUCCACUUCUCUCUCAGAUUUGAUAACUCCAGUUCCAUGGGAGUAUAAUUCUUAUCUAAUAUCUCUAACACAAGAAUCUAGUAAUGCAACAUUUGUCAUGACAAGCACGAACCGCUCUAUUCAAAUGGAGAAGUACCCUGAAACCGGAACAGAUUCUGCUGUCAGUGCUACCUUCAGACUCAUCUCAAAUGACAAACAAUCUGUCAAGCUUUCAAAACCAAAAGAUUUUAUCGGACUACUAGUCAUGUUAGAGCCCUUUGAUUUCCCUGGAAUGUUCAUAACUCAUCUACGAAAUGGCACAAGUCUCGGGAUCACACAGUCCUCGGAUGGGAUUGGGUCGUUAUUCCGUUUGGUUGCAGGAUUAGAUGGGAAGGACGGGACAGUUUCGUUAGAAUCUGAUGACAAAAGUGGUUGCUUCAUGUAUAGUGGUGUGGACUACAAAGAUGUAUCAAUUGUCAAGCUUAACUGCAAUUCGAAGUCGUCCUUCGAUGCUGAAUUCAAACAGGCAGCAAGUUUUAUGUUAGGAAAUGGGAUUACCCAGUAUCACCCUAUCAGCUUUGUGGCAAAAGGUGCUAAGAGAAACUUUCUUUUGGCACCAUUACUGAGCUUCAAAGAUGAAUCUUAUACUGUGUAUUUCAACAUUCAAUCAUAG